Messenger RNA from Adineta ricciae, 735 nucleotides. Lineage: Eukaryota; Metazoa; Rotifera; Eurotatoria; Adinetida; Adinetidae. The record is from the annotation of a GenBank genome assembly.
AUGCUCACAAGCGUUGUUCUUCUUGCUUUUACUGUCAUUUGUGUUCAAUCACAAACUGCACUUGUUCUUCCACCAUUACCCUAUGCAUAUAGUGCACUCGAACCCGUUCUUUCGGAACAUUUGAUGAGAUUACAUCAUGAUAAACAUUUCGACACAUAUACAAAGAAGACCAAUGAAGCAUUGAAAACAAUUAUGGUUGAUACCUCAGCUAACGAGCAAUUGAAAGAAUUAGCCAAGAAACCACUCGAAGAAAUCCUCCAUGAUGUUUUACAUUUACCUGAACAAUAUCAAUUUGCAUUGAGACACAAUGGCGGUGGUUAUUACAAUCACAAACUUUUCUUCUCCAUGUUGAAAGCACCAACUGCAACAGCUGCUGAAAACAAACCAACUGGCGCCUUACUCGAAGCCAUCGAAAAAAGUUUUGGUUCAUUCGAUAAAUUCAGAGAAUUGUUCAGUGCAGCAUCAGUCAAUCUCUUCGGCUCCGGAUGGGUCUGGCUUUACAUCGAUGCUCAAACUCAUAAACUUGUUCUCAACUUCACAGCCAAUCAAGAUAACCCAAUCAUGUUCGACAAAAACCAUGUUGUUCUUUUGGGUAUUGAUGUUUGGGAACAUGCAUACUACCCUGUUUAUGAAAACCGUCGUAGUGAAUAUAUUGAUAACUUCUGGCGUAUUGUUAACUGGCCUUUCGUUGCUCAACUCUACACCGAAGGUACAACCAAACGUGCUGAUCUUUAA